Molecule: messenger RNA, 959 nt
Organism: Malurus melanocephalus (red-backed fairy wren)
Lineage: Eukaryota; Metazoa; Chordata; Aves; Passeriformes; Maluridae
Product: zinc finger protein 773-like
Exons: 1
Biological process (GO): regulation of transcription by RNA polymerase II
Molecular function (GO): RNA polymerase II cis-regulatory region sequence-specific DNA binding; DNA-binding transcription factor activity, RNA polymerase II-specific
Source: RefSeq, a predicted model, not a curated record
CACAGGGAGGAGAGGCCCUUCCUCUGCCCCGACUGUGGGAAGGGCUUCAAGCACAACUCCACCCUCGUCAGGCACCAGCGCAUCCACACUGGAGAAAGGCCCUACAGGUGCUUGGAAUGUGAGAAGAGCUUCAGCUCGAGCUCCCACCUGAUCCGCCAUCAGCACAUCCACACAGGAGAGUGGCCCUAUGAGUGUUCUGAGUGUGGGGAGAGGUUUCAGAGCAGCUCCAGUCUCCUCAGGCACCAGCGGAUUCACACAGAUGAGAGGCCCUAUGAGUGUUCUGAGUGUGGGAAGAGAUUUCAGAACAGCUCCAAUCUCCUCAGGCACCAGCGGAUUCACACAGAUGAGAGGCCCUUCCGCUGCCCCGACUGUGGGAAGGGCUUCAAGAGAAACUCCACCCUCAUCAUCCACCAGCGCAUCCACACCGGGGAGAGGCCCUAUGAGUGUCCUGAGUGUGGGAAGAGCUUCUCAGACCGCUCUACCUUGGCCCGACACCGACGGAGGCACUGGUAAGGGAAGCCCUGUGAGUGCCCUGAGUGCAGGAAGAGUUUCAUCCGCUGCUCCAACUUCAUCCUCCAUCGCAGGACCCAGUUUGGGAAGAGCCCUGUGACCCACAUUCCCAGUGAUCCACAUUGGGAAGACACCUGACCCUUUCUCUGCCCCUGGGACUGAUGUGAGGUAGGAUGGAAGAACAUGAGGGUCUGGCAAUGGCCCUGUCAUUAUAUCUGAUCCCACCUCAGGUCAUUGACAGGGCCAGGGAAAGGGAGUCUGUCUCUCUCCCAAGGGGAGAAGGAUGUUCUUUAAGCACUGGAGAAAACAUGUGUUUGGGAGGAGCCCAUUGGUGUUGUCGCAGUUUUCCCUGUAAAUUGUUUGUUUGUUGUUAUCCCUUCUGUUAUCGAUAUUGUUGCUGUUCCUGUUGGUUCCUUAUCUCAUUGCUGUUCCCAGUAAAUUGUUCUUAU